Molecule: messenger RNA, 472 nt
Organism: Conger conger (European conger)
Lineage: Eukaryota; Metazoa; Chordata; Actinopteri; Anguilliformes; Congridae
Product: mucin-19-like
Exons: 4
Coding region: 5-472 (155 amino acids)
Source: RefSeq, a predicted model, not a curated record
CGUCAUGGCAUCUCCUGACUUGGCCCUCGUAACUGUAGGGCUGACACUCCUCUUUCUGGGUCAAAUCAGUUCCGCACUCAACCAGGAGACCAUAAAAGUGUGUCACACCUUCGGCAGUGGUGUUGUUGAGCCAUUCCAAGACACCCCGUUUCAUUUAUCUACUGACUGUCCAACCACUCUCCUGCACUUCAUUCAUCAAGAUGUGGAGUACAAGAUCACCACCACCCGCAAUAUAAAAACGGGUCUGAUCAAAAAAGUUGUGAUCACUCUUAACAACCUCAGAACUGUUGUGACAAAUGGAAUGAUAGAGGUGGAAGAUAAAAGUGUUUCUCUGCCUUAUGAUCACCUGUACAAACAUAUCUACCCAUAUGGCAUCUACACUCAGCUGAAAAGCAAGAUAAUGGAACUGUCUGUCAGAUGGCACUUUGUUGGCAAUGAGAUUGAUCACCUCUGGGUAAGAGAUUAUUGGUAA